Fraxinus pennsylvanica is the source of this 834-nucleotide messenger RNA. Lineage: Eukaryota; Viridiplantae; Streptophyta; Magnoliopsida; Lamiales; Oleaceae. The record is from the annotation of a GenBank genome assembly.
AUGGCAUCAAAUAUUGGGAUGAUGGAUAGUGCAUACUUUGUGGGGAGGAAUGAGAUUCUUACAUGGAUCAAUGCAAGGCUUCAGCUUAGUCUCUCUCGUGUUGAAGAGGCUGCAUCUGGUGCUGUGCAAUGUCAGAUGAUGGACAUGACCCAUCCUGGAGUUGUUCCGAUCCAUAAAGUUAACUUUGAUGCUAAGACGGAAUAUGAUAUGAUCCAGAACUACAAAGUACUGCAGGAUGUUUUUAACAAACUUAAAAUUAACAAGCAUGUUGAAGUCAAUAGACUUGUUAAGGGAAGGCCAUUGGACAACUUGGAAUUUUUGCAAUGGCUGAAACGCUAUUGUGAUUCGGUGAAUGGUGGCAUUAUGAAUGAGAAUUACAAUCCUGUGGAGCGUAGAUGUAAAGGUGGAAAGGAACGGAAUAUCAAAGGUUCUCAGAAGAUUUCCAAGUCGUUGCAAACAAACAGCUCUUUUAAUUCUGGCUCGGGUGACGGACUUGGCAAUAAUAAGAUAUCUGGUAUAAAACAAGGGAAGUCGACUUCUGUGGCUGGCAGUUUCAAUUCUUCAGUGGAGAUUCAGGCAUUGACAAAGGAGAUGACAAAUCUCAAGCUCUCUGUUGACCUCUUGGAAAAGGAAAGAGAUUUUUACUUUGCAAAAUUACGAGAUAUAGAAAUCCUUUGUCAGACACCUGAGUUGGAAAAUCUUCCGAUGGCCGUGGCUGUUAAGAAGAUAUUAUAUGCUGCAGACGAGAAAGAGUCUGUACUUGCAGAGGCUCAAGAAAUCGUAGGUCAAUCAGUGGACAUGGGAGAAGCUGAAUAUUCCGACGAUGAGCAAUGA